Molecule: messenger RNA, 6665 nt
Organism: Bombina bombina (fire-bellied toad)
Lineage: Eukaryota; Metazoa; Chordata; Amphibia; Anura; Bombinatoridae
Product: protein mono-ADP-ribosyltransferase PARP14
Exons: 17
Coding region: 44-3991 (1315 amino acids)
Biological process (GO): negative regulation of gene expression
Cellular component (GO): nucleus; cytoplasm
Molecular function (GO): NAD+ poly-ADP-ribosyltransferase activity; transcription corepressor activity
Source: RefSeq, a predicted model, not a curated record
UCUGUGGCAGCUGCUGGGUGAAGCUGUGUCAGAAGAGAAUAACAUGGACGAAUACCCAUAUUCCCUGAUUGUGGAGUGUCUUAAAGAGCUAACCAGAAAGCAGAGGAAAGAACUGGAAAAUUACUUUUCUCUGAGAAGAAAGUCUCAAGGUGGACCCUGCAUAGUGUCCAGUGAGACAUCUACUCAAUACAGAGUGAGCUACCAGAAAGAAGAAGUAUGGAUAAGAGUACUGAACAAGGAACAUCAUGAAAUAGAAUCUGAUGGGGAAGUUAUAACAUUAGUGAUUUAUACAGAAAAACCUCAAAAGGAAGUUGAAACAGCACCGUGCUCAAGCGAUGAUGAGAAAGAAAGUGAGAGGGAUAUGAAUAUGAAAGAUUCUUAUGAAGAACCUACUACAUUGGUGAAUUAUACAGAAGAACCUGAGAUGGAAGCCGAGGCGUUACCUUUCUCAAGUGAGGAAGAAGCUGGAGCUGCAGGGCCUCCUGCUGCAAGUGGAGAAGAAGAAUCAAGACGGUCUUCGACAGAACCACCUAGGAGGCCAGCCAUAACAUCUUCUUACAUACCUGUCAAUAAUAGUUCUGCAGUUCUAGUUAUCAAAGAUGAAAUAAGUAAUAUCACAAAAGAUUUCCAAGACCUGCACAUUAAUGUUGGCCAAUGUGAGAUAGAGCUAUCUGGAAACCCAACUUCUUUGAUACAGGCACGUAAAAGACUCAAAGAUGCACUAAGCUCAGUAAAGAAGGAUUCUGUUAAAAUAUCUGAAUGCAAGCAAAAGUUCCUUAUGUCUUUGGAUAAGGAGGAAAUUUCCCAAAUUAUUUUUGGAAAAAAAAAUGAAGGCCAAUUGAUUCUUGAUACUUCUUGUGGACUGUGCUUAUAUGCUCCUUCCAUCGUCUUGCUUGAACAAGCUAAAAAGGCUUUGGAUAUUACCAUUGUUGAAGAAGUAGUUGAAGUCAAAACAGAUGAGUAUGAAAAGAGUUGGAGAAACACUGUAGAAAAUAUUAAACACAAUAAAAAUAUUUAUGUGUCAUGCACAGAGGGCAAGAAAAACAGCAAGGUGACUCUGGCAGGUAUCAGAAAAGAUGUAGAAAUGGAAGUAAAAAAACUUAAAGAAUGUCUAAGCAAGCACAAUAUAGUCAAGGAGGAGGUCAACUUGAAAAAUCCUAUAUUUGUUAAAAAAUUAGAUGACUUAUUGAAGACUUUUAAACUUGGGCCUAUAAGGGCUAAAGUUCAAAUUCCACAAAGUUCUGGCCAUGUGGUGAUUUUGACGGGAUGCAGAGAUGAUGUAUCUAAUUCCAAAGAUAUUGUAGUUAAGCUUUUAAUGUACUUUCAUCAACAUCUUCUCUUUAACAAAUCUGGAGCAAUACAGUUUUUUAGAAUGGAUGAAAAGCAAAUAACUUCCCAGAUUCUACAGCAGUACAACUGCUGGGUUGGCUUAAAUUGUGACUCAGAUAUUACAAAUCUAGCCAUUCCAGAUGAAGCCAUAACAAUAGUUGAACAUUCAGCAAUUGAGAGAUGCUCAACCCUAAGUACCCCUGAAAAAAGCAAUGAGAGCAACCAAAAAGCCUCAGGAGGUACUACGACCAAUAAUGCACAGCUACCUGUCCAACUCAUCCUCAGUUAUGGAAAUCUUGAAGAUCAAAAGGUGGAUGUUCUCACCGCACCUUUGCUGGCCAGCAAUCCUCAUUAUAGUGUAAAUGUGACCAAAGCUCUGAAAUCCAAAGCAGGGAAUCCAUUCUCUGUACUAUUAACGACUCUCCUCACUGGUCGCUCUGCCAGUGACACAGAUCAUCUUGUAGUAAUGGAUGUCUCUGGAGAUAACUACAAGCUUGAUUGCAACACAGUAAUCUUCAUCCCUUGCACCACCUGGAAUGGCAACGUAUCUGAAAUGGCACUAAGAAAGGGACUAUCAGAAUGUCUAGAGAAGUGCAAGGAUAAAAACGCAUGUUCACUGGCAAUGCCCACUAUUGGUACUGGUCUUGCCCUUCGCUUUCCCAUUGAUGUAGCUGCCAGAUUAUUGGGAGAGGAGGUAAAAUCAUUUGUUAUGAGAGAGCCGACUACCAGCCUCCGAAAGAUCCAUAUUGUGAUCCAACCAGACAACAAGAUUCUUUAUGCUGCUUAUAGGGACACACUCAUGACCAUGGAUUUAGGAGACCAAAUUGUUCUUUGCGAUGGAAAUGGAGAAGCUUUUCCCAGAUUAUCCAUUGGAGACCAGAUCCAAGUAAAAGCUGGCGACCUUACUGUGCAUGUGGUAUACAGUGAUAUUGUAACAGAAGCCACAGAUGCUAUUGUUAACGCUACAAACUUUCACACAUGGACAGACAAAUCUGUAGCUCAUGCUAUUUUUUCAAGAGUUGGGCCUGAUAUUACCAGAAAUGCUAAACUUCAAUCAGCCUCUGGCAAUCUACCAGUGAUAACAGAAUCAAGAAAUCUGAAUUGUAAAUGGAUUUUGCACUGCAACUGUGGAAAUAAUCUAGAAUCUAUCCAGCCUUUAGUAGAGACAAUAUUACAGAAAUGUGAAGAUUUUGGCAUAAAGUCUGUGGCUCUGCCAGCCAUUGGGACUGGAGAGUGUAGGUUCGAUCCUCAGUCUGUGGGCAGAUCAAUUACCAAUGCCAUAAACUCUUUUAUCCAGAACAAGAGUCUAUCCUGUCUUUCUGUAGUGCGGCUGAUUGCAUACCAACCACACAUCUACAGCAUCUUCUGCAAUUUAGUGAGAGAACAAUUCAGCUCAGUGCCUGAGCCUUCCUGGAGUCCAUGGGCUGUUAUUUCAAAUCGUUUAAAACACCGGGAAAUCCCAGGUACUCCAUUUCUUAACGACAUUACAUAUUUUGAGCAUCCAAUUCCUAAACCUCCUCCAGCCCUGUUCAGCAUUAUCGGACAGCGAGAAGAAGAAGUGGAAGCAGCCAGACGUCACUUAAAACAAGCAUUUGAUGAUCAAUAUGGAGAAGAAGAGAUCAAUGACCAGAUGCUCAAAAAUCUUUCACUGGAUGAGAUGCAGAAACUUUUUUCGCCCGUUAAAGAUAAUGUUGACGUUCAAAUGAUACUUGAUACAGAUAAAAUAAGCAUCUGUCUGAAAGGUUGCCAAGCAACAGUUAUGCAGGUAUCUAUGAAUAUUCGAUCCAUUAUGAAAACCAUUGUACAUUCCAGACGUGAACAGUCAAAGCAAGAAAAAGCAGGACUGCUGAUUCAGUGGGCGUAUAAUGAGGGCUCUACUAAGGUGCCGUUCUUAGAAGAUGCCACUUUUAUACUGGAAAGCGCAUUUUUAUUCCAUAACAAUGGUAUAGUGACAGUUGACAUUGAAGAUGGAAAGAGAGCUAAAGUCAACCUGGGGACAAUGAAGGCAUCUCUUGAAAGGCUCAAUCAGGAGGUGACUGUUUUAAGAAGCGACUUGGAGUCAGACAUAAAAUAUCCCAUGAACUGGGAAGCAAUGGGAGAGCGAUUUCUAACUACUGUCAGACUGGAUGCCAGUUCCAAAGAGUAUCAGACUGUUGAGGCUGGAGUGCUCAAAACCACCGAUGUUCAUAUAUUUAAGAUUGAACGGAUCCAGAACAGAUAUCAGUACACAGCGUACAUGCUGAGGAAGGCAUUUAUGCAAGAGACCUAUGGGUCAGCUGGAGUUAACGAGCGCACUUUAUAUCAUGAAGUAGCAUCUGAAAACUGUGAUUCUAUCAACUUCAGAGGAUUUAACAGUAGUGUUGGCGACGAAAAUGAUUUAGUCAAUGGAAGAAAAGUAUAUUUUGCUGUGAAUGCUGAAUACGCUACCAGACAAAUCCUUUCUACUUCAGAUGAAAAUGUCAGACCAAGAGUCCUAUACCAAGUAAAGGUCUUAGCUGGGCAUUAUACCGAAAGUGCAAAUGCUCCUGGCUCGCCAUCCGCCAUUAACCCUGUUGGCCAGUAUGACAGCCUUGUAGACAACAAAGUCACCCCAACCACGUAUUCUGUAUGUCAUGAUAGCCAAGUGUAUCCUGAGUACAUCAUUCAUUUCAUUAACUCUUAAUUGCUACACUAUGGCAAAAAAAAAAUAUAUAUAUAUAUAUAUACAAUGGAGUCUUAUCACACUUGUAUGUCUUAUUUGUGAUUGUUAAAGGGAUACGAAACCCCAACAUUUUCUUUCAUGAUUCGGAUAGUACAUACAGUUUUAAACAGCUUUCCAUUUUACUUCUGUUAUAAAAUUUGCUUCAAUAUCUUACUAUCCUUUGCUGAAAGAACAUUACUGUACUACUAGCUGAACACAUCUAGUCAGCCAAUCACAAGAGACAAAUGUAUGCAGGCAGCUCACUCCAACUAGUGUGGGAUAUGUGUGUAUUCUUUUUCAAAAAGAGAUACAAAGAGAACAAAGCACAUUUGAAAAUAGAAGUGAAUUUAAGUGUCUUAAAAAAUACUUAUUCUAUGUCUUAAAAAAUACAUGUUCUAUGUCUUAAAAAAUACAUGUUCUAUGUCUUAAAAAAUACAUGUUCUAUCUAUCUAUAAAAGCUAUCACUGAAACACUGAUUCAUUUUACUAGAAUACAUUUGUGACAUGUGACUUAUGUUCAGAUACAGCAUACACUUUUUAACAACUUCUCUUUGUAUCCUUUGUUUAAAAGCAUGCCUAGGUACACUUCUACUGGGAGCUAGCUGCUGAUUGGUGGCUGUACAUAUAUGCCUCUUGUCACUGGCUCACCCAGUGUGUUCAGCUAGCUCCCAGCAGUGCAUAGAUGCUCCUUCAACAAAUGAUACCAAGAGAAUGAAGCAAAUUAGAUAAUAGAAUUAAAUUGGAAAGUUGCUUAAAAAUGUAUGUUCUAUGAAAAUCAUGAAAGAAAAAAAUGUGUUUAAUUUCCCUUUAAUUCUAAAACAUAUUGUAAAGAAUGUAUGAAAUGAAUGAUAUUACCAGUGCUAAGUGAGCACCCAUUGGGGCCGAAUGAACAAAUGUCGGACGGACAUGAUCCGCCGUAGUGGAUCAUGUCUACCCGACAUCGCUAAAUGCCAACAGCAUACGCUGUCAGCAUUUAACAUUGCACAAGCAUUUCUAGUGAAAUGCUUGUUCAAUGCCGCCCCCUGCACAUUCGCAGCCGUUAGCAGGGGGUGUCAAUCAUCCCGAUCGUGUCUGAUCAGGAUGAUUGCUGUCCGCCAUCUUACGACCGCUGCUUCUGGUGAGCCUGAAGGCUCGCAUGGAAACAGCUGCAUUCGCAGCAUGUGAAAUCAGCCCUAUUGCAGCAACAGACAGAAUUUUGGUCUGUUUAAACUUUGUAAGUUGUAUUUUAUCUUUCUUCUGUUAUGUGUGAUCAGUCCACGGGUCAUCAUUACUUCUGGGAUAUAACUCCUCCCCAACAGGAGGAGUUAUAUCCCAGAAGUAAUGAUGACCCGUGGACUGAUCACACUACAGAAGAAAGGAAUUUAUCAGGUAAGCAUAAAUUAUGUUUUUGUUUUACUCUGCAUUUAUUUCAGUUACGAUGACAAAUGCACUUUGUAUUUUGUGUAUAGUGUGGUACUUAGGAAUAUAUCUUUUUUUUAUAAAUUUAUAUUAAAUCUGUAAAUGGUUACUAAAAUCAAAAUUAAACUUUCAUGAUUCAGAUAGAGCACACAAUUUUAAAUAACUUUCUAAAAAAAAAAUAAAAAAAUUUACACUCAUAUUAAAUGAAGAUUAUGAAGGGACAUGAACCCCUAAAUUGUUCUUUCAUGAUUCAAAUAGAGCAUAAAAUUAAAAAAAAUAUAAAAGUUUCCGAUUUAUUUCUGAUAUCUAAUUUGCUUCCUUCUCAUGGUAGUUUUUUUUAAAGAGAUUCCUAGAUAGGUAGCGCACACUUGUCUGGAGCACUUCAUGACAGGAAACAGUGCUGCCAUCUAGUGCUCUUUCUAAUGUAUAACGUUCUUGCAAAACUGCUGCAGACACAUGCAUGCUCCUGAGCUUACCUUCCUGCUUUUGAACAAAGGAUACCAAGAGAAUGAAAAAACAAACUGAAAAUAAUAGUAAUUGGAAAGUUGUUUAAGACAAUUUUGGGGUUUUAUGUCCCUUUAAGCUUUAUGACAAGGGUGGGCAAGAGGCAUCCUCUGGGCCUUAUGCACCUCAUAAAGGUUUCCACUUUGGUCUUCAUCCAGGACCUGUUUAGUGGGUGCGCUGCCCAGCUGAUUUUAAUAAAGCUACCUUGCCUCGCCCUAGUCCAGAUACAAACCCGAUUGGAGGAAUAUUGCUUACUCACUGUUAAUGCCAGACGUGAUUACACUUGCUCUAUUUUAGACGUAAGUAGUGAUGUUAAUGAUAGUCAUAUUUUGGGCUUAGUUGCCAAGAUCUUGUUGACUAUUUAAUGGUGUAAUUGUAUUUUAAACAUUAUUUUUGAUAUAUGUACUUUGUAAGUUAGAGUUGUUGUAUUACCAUUAUAAUAGUUUACCGAUAAUUGAAACAUGUGAUUCCGAUUCUGGUACUACAGUAGAAUGAACAUUCUUACUUUGUCUCCACAAAAUCAAGAAGGGGACUUUGCCAAGAUGAAAAGCGACCCUACAAUACAAUUAAAGGACAUAACCAGCUGCAUUGCAUCCAUGAAUAUUCCAUUCUGAGAUUCACGUUAUUUGGGAAUCAUGAUAAACUUGUAUAUUUUGUGAUUUUUACAGGUGGAACUUUAUUUUGUAACAUUGUAUUUCUCUCAGUCCUUAAUAAAAAUAAUAAUAAUAAUAAAGCUAACAUUAGUUAAUAUGAAA